Anoplopoma fimbria (sablefish) is the source of this 2726-nucleotide messenger RNA. It is a transcript of the gene clic5b, whose product is annotated as chloride intracellular channel 5b. NCBI's taxonomy places the organism in Eukaryota, Metazoa, Chordata, Actinopteri, Perciformes, Anoplopomatidae. Bases 127 to 1365 code for a protein of 412 amino acids. The record is from RefSeq and is a predicted model, not a curated record. The transcript has 6 exons.
CGCUCAGUCAGUCAGAGGCAGGCGGACUGUGAGCCACAUCCAGAUCUCCUCCAGCUCUCUACACCUGCAGAUCCACCAGAGAACAACACAAAUACAAAUAAAUCAAGAACCCAAAGCCAAACAAACAUGGACAACGUCUAUGACACAGUGGAUGAGGGAAGCGCGCACCAGGAGCGCAGAGAUGGAGCGGAAAGCCCCGAACGGGAGCCCGAACACCAGAGCUCAGGUGAGGCGACGGUGCGUCUGGACAGCGAGGUGCUGGUCCACACCUCCGCGGAGGGAGAGCGCAGCUCGCCGGACUACAUGGACACCAGGGACGAGGUCAAACGGAGCAGCUCUUCCUCUUCACCGGAGCCGGAGCCGGUGGUGGAGGAGGAGGAGGUGGUGGAGGCGCACGGAGGAUCCAGGCGCUCCUCCUCAGCAUCCUCCGAAGCACCUGGAGACCCGUGCGACGACCCGCCGGUCCAGGAGGAAGAUGAGGCGGGAGAUGAAGAGCUGGUGAUGUCUUACACCCUCCAAAGCACCGACACCUCGCCGGAGGAGACCGUCGACUACAGCCUGAAGACUCUGGAGGAGGUCACUCUGGAGGAGGUCACUCUGGAGGAGGUCACUCUGGAGGAGAGCAGCGCUGCGCCGGCGGAUCCCAGCCAGCCGGACAUCUCCCUGUUCGUCAAGGCCGGCAACGACGGGGAAAGCAUCGGCAACUGUCCCUUCUCCCAGCGUCUCUUCAUGAUCCUCUGGCUCAAAGGAGUCGUGUUCAACGUCACCACCGUCGACCUCAAAAGGAAGCCGGCUGAUCUGCACAACCUGGCUCCGGGAACGCAUCCUCCUUUCCUGACCUUCAACGGAGAAGUGAAGACCGAUAUCAACAAGAUCGAGGAGUUCCUGGAGGAAAUGCUCUCUCCUCCAAAGUAUCCAAAACUAGCCGCCAAGCAGAGAGAGUCGAACACAGCUGGAAACGACAUCUUCGCCAAGUUCUCAGCCUACAUCAAGAACACCAAACCAGAGGCCAACGCUGUUCUAGAGAAAGGUUUGACCAAGGCCCUGAAGAAGCUGGACGACUACCUGAACAGCACCCUGCCAGAUGAGAUCGAUGCCGACAGCAUGGAGGAGGAGAAGGGCUCCAGUCGGUGCUUCCUCGACGGCAGCGAGCUCACCCUCGCAGACUGCAACCUGCUGCCUAAACUGCACAUAGUCAAGGUUGUCGCUAAGAAGUACCGCAACUACGACAUCCCCUCCGACAUGUCGGGGGUGUGGCGGUAUCUGAAGAACGCCUACACCCGCGAUGAAUUCACCAACACCUGCGCCGCCGACGCCGAGAUCGAGACCGCCUACAAGGACGUGGCGAGGAGAUUGGCCAAGUAACACGCCAACCGACCCGAGCUGAAAACAAGAUAAAUUACUAUUUCAACACACAUGUGACUGUCCCUUUUGAGUCUUCUUCAGUGGCAUUUUCAGGAUCCAGGAAUAUUUUUUUUUGUCGUGUCAGACGUUGCAGAUGUCGGGGCUUACAGGCUGCCUGCUGUACGGCUGUAUACGGUGUUUCAAUGACGGAAACAGACGCGGAAAAGCAGACGUGGAGCGGACGAUAAAUCAGGCACAUUUAACGUAACUCACAGGUUUUAGACCACAUUCAAAUUGUUCUGCUGUGAAACGUCUCACACAACACUCUCACUCAUUGUGUCCCGUCAGUCUGUUAUUCAUUCCUCACAACAUGAAGUUCUCUUUCAUACGUCCUCCAACUUUCCGCACGGCCAAACAUUUUUUACAAGCUGCUGAUGUCAGGGUCCUUCUCUUUAUUUAUUCCUCAGCCCACAGAAGUCCAGUCUGACUCCAGUGUUCAUUACAACGCUUUGAUCCAUCUGUGAUUGAUGAUUGGCGCUAAUUAUUUCGUUUAAUGUGAAUGUUGCGAUCCGCAGAUUCAUUUCGAUUGUCACUACUGUAGGUGUUGCUGUAUUUGUUUUGUUUCCUCGAGCUUGUACGCAUCUUGAAAUUCACUCCUGCUUCUGAAAGAUUGAUUUGAAAGAGAGAUGAUUGAUUUUUAAUAGGUUAAAUGCUUGAUGCUGUUAUAUUUAGCUAACAAGGACAAUGAUAGCUUAGAACAAAGCUUGUUUCUGAUUCGUUUUUCAUGCAUGAAUCUGUUUAAAAUUGUAAGAAUUUAAGAGAUCCUUUUCAAGAGAUGAAAAACCCUCAACUAUGUGCCUUUAGUUGGAAUAAUCAAAAAUCCAUGCCAAUGUCACUGAUGGACUCAUUCUGAUAAAAAAUGUAUUGCAGCCUGAGCUGAGACAUUUGUUCCGCCUCUAGCUAUUAGUGUUCAGUGUAGGUAUUGAUUUUGUCUACAGUUACACAUGAUUUUUAUGAACGGAGAGAGUAUUUAUUUAGCAGCCCCAAUCAGGCCUGAUUAGCUAGAAGCAUUAGAGCUGCGAUGAAAAGCGUCUUCCAGGGCCAGGUCAGCGAUGGUCUGGAGCUCUGCCCUCCAGCCCUUCAUCAAAAGAGACAUUUCCUCCGCAUCCACGGAGGCUGAAGUUCCAGAAAAAGUCUCAGUGUCCACGCAGCGGCGGAUGGAAAUUUGUCUCGGGGCUUAUCGUCUUUGGCCCGAUGUCAGGCUGCAACUAUAGCGAGACUUCCUUGAAGAACCUUGUGUGGUUUGGACAAAACAUACGAUAUGAAAUCGGAGCAUGAUGACUGAGAGCCUUGCUCCACACAAAUAAAAUAAUAUUUUCACA